Molecule: messenger RNA, 1679 nt
Organism: Hippocampus zosterae (dwarf seahorse)
Lineage: Eukaryota; Metazoa; Chordata; Actinopteri; Syngnathiformes; Syngnathidae
Gene: lipt1
Product: lipoyltransferase 1
Exons: 4
Coding region: 320-1483 (387 amino acids)
Biological process (GO): protein lipoylation
Cellular component (GO): mitochondrion; cytoplasm
Molecular function (GO): lipoyltransferase activity
Source: RefSeq, a predicted model, not a curated record
UCUCCAACCCCGCGAUGCUCAAUUCAUUUUUCAACAUUGACAAACAGGACAGCGCACAUAUUUUGUCGUGAUUCUUCGGAUUGUUCUUUUCUGUCCUUUAUACUUCUGAUUAUAUUCGUGUGUGUUUGUGUGUGUGUCCUUUGGCUUUCAUUUCAAAAUAUUUUCAGACAUAAGCCCAGAAAAGUAAACUAAUGUUGGUAGGAACUUUUCGCUGAGCAUUUGCAUCUACACGUCGCGUCACGGUGACGGACAAAACGCGCAAGAAUCAACAGCGACAUCUACUCAUUGCCUCUACACAGUGAAACAUCAUGCAGAGGUGAUGGGCAUUUUGUUACACAUCAGAGGGACAUUGCCUUACCUCCGAGGCUCCUCAGGGACGCGCAUUUGUAAAACGGUCCAUGGUGUGACUCGCACCUGCAGCACUCUGUUGACUGACAGCAGCAAGGGGGGGCUUGUCCUGUACUCCAAGUCCACCGACGUAUAUGAGAACCUUUCCCUGGAGGAUUGGAUCGAGGCCAACGUGGACCUGCAGCAUCGCAACAUCCUGUUGCUUUGGCGCAACAAGCCGGCCGUGGUCAUCGGGCGACACCAGAAUCCAUGGAAGGAGUGCAACCUCUCGCUCAUGAGGCGUACCGGAAUAUGUCUCGCCCGCAGGCGAAGUGGCGGAGGCACGGUCUUCCACGACCUCGGGAACCUGAACUUGACCUUCUUUGCUUCUAAGAAGGGGUAUGACCGCCAGAGGAACCUGAAAGUCAUCACCGAAGCCCUGAGACAUCUGCGGCCCGGACUGGAGGUUGAAGCCACCAAGCGAUUUGACAUUUUACUCAAGGGGCACUACAAAAUCACAGGAAGUGCCUCAAGAAUCAGCCGGAAGUCGUCCUACCAUCAUUGCACUCUGCUGCACUCGGCCGACCACGCCGCGCUCUCCCCCGUCUUGCACUCCUCCUGCCAGGGUGUCCACAGCAACGCCACGCCCAGCGUGCCUUCGCCCGUGGCCAACCUGGUAGACUACGAGCCCACAUUGACGUGGGAGCUGCUACUUGAGGCGUUGGCAAAGAAGUACAGUGCAGAGUUUGGCGGCAGCGCCAAAAUUAAUUUGGUGAAUCCCGCUGACGACUCUGCGUUUCCCGGUCUCCGCAGCGUGUCGGCAGAGCUGCGAGGAUGGGAAUGGGUCUUCGGAAGGACACCAAAGUUCAGCAUCCAAACACUUCUGAAAAUGACUGACGACCUCUCAUCAACCGCACGCGAAGUCCAGCUGUGUUUAGAAAUCAAGCACGGAGUGAUUGAGAGUUGUCGCUUAGACGUUUCCCCAGAUUGGCUCCCGCAGCGUUUGAGCGGCGAGCUGAGCGACGUGCUGGAGGGAGAGCGAUUUUGUCCGCAACGCACCGCCGCGGCUUUUGCGAUGCUGUUGCGUUGCGAGCGUGGCGAGAAGCAGAAGAAACUGCGCAGACUUUGUGAUGCCAUAUUGGCAGUCAUGGGCUAAAAAAAACAAACAAAAAAAACCGUAACCGGUCAUAAAACAAUUUUUGGAGAAAAAAACCCCUCCGUAUUGCGAUUGCUAUUUAACAUGUGAUUUGUUUUUUUCAAGGUCCUCUUCUCAUGUUCUUUUUUUUAAACAAACAAGCAAUCAAUUCAUCUGUAUUAUAAUAAAAAAUAUUCAAUCUGAUAUACAUAAAAAA